AUGGCCUUCCGCCUGGCGCGGCUGGGCGCUGGGCCCUGCUGGCGCGGGGCGCGCGGCGGCGGCGCGGGGCUCGGGGCCGGCUCCCGGCGCCUGUGCCGGCCCCCGGGCGCCGCGGGCGCGGAGCGGAGCCGCGGGCUGGGGCUCGGCGCGGCGGCGGCGGGCGGCGGCCCCGGGCGCCGGGGGGCCGGGCUGGCCGCGGCGCUGGCGGGGCUGGCGGGGCUGGCCGCCGCCGCCUGGGGGCACGUGGCGCGGGCGGACAUGGUGCCCAGGAGCGCCUCGCCGCCGGGGCGGCCGGGGGAGAAGGAGCGGGAGGAGGAGGACGAGCUGGCCCGCCGCUGCCGCGGCUUCAUGGCGCCGCCGGUGACCGACCUGCGCGAGCUGCGCGGGCGGCCGGGCGACAUGAAGACCCAGAUGGAGCUGCUGAUCCUGGAGACGCAGGCGCAGGUGUGCCGGGCGCUGGCGCAGGUGGACGGCGGCGCCGGCUUCUCGGUGGACCGCUGGGAGAGGAAGGAAGGAGGUGGGGGCAUCAGCUGCGUACUUCAAGAUGGGCAUGUUUUUGAGAAGGCAGGGGUGAGCAUUUCUGUCGUUCAUGGACAUCUUUCUGAGGAAGCAGUGAAGCAAAUGAGAAAUAGAGGGAAAAAUCUGAAGACUAAAGAUGGUAAAUUGUCGUUUUCUGCUAUGGGUGUGAGCUCCGUUAUCCACCCCAAGAAUCCUCAUGCUCCUACCAUCCACUUCAACUACAGAUACUUUGAAGUAGAAGAAGCCGAUGGUAACAAGCAUUGGUGGUUUGGUGGGGGAACUGACCUUACUCCCACGUACUUGAACCAGGAGGAUGCCGUCCAUUUUCACAGAACUCUAAAGGAGGCUUGUGACCGGCAUGGCCCAGAUCUCUACCCUAAAUUUAAAAAAUGGUGUGACGACUACUUCUACAUAGUCCAUCGUGGGGAGCGCAGGGGCAUCGGGGGUAUUUUUUUUGAUGACCUUGACUCUCCAUCCAAGGAGGAGGUGUUUCAGUUUGUGCAGAGCUGUGCCCAGGCUGUCGUUCCUGCUUAUAUCCCCCUUGUGAAAAAGCACCGCGAUGACUCAUUCACCCCUCAGGAGAAGCUGUGGCAGCAGCUCAGGAGGGGACGGUAUGUGGAAUUUAACCUGCUCUACGAUCGGGGUACAAAGUUUGGCCUCUUCACUCCGGGAUCCAGGAUCGAAAGCAUCUUGAUGUCUUUACCUCUGACUGCUCGAUGGGAGUACAUGCAUUCACCCUCAGCGAACUCCAAAGAAGCAGAAAUUCUGGAAGUUCUUCGCCAUCCAAGGGAUUGGGUGCAUUGA
Molecule: messenger RNA, 1323 nt
Organism: Pipistrellus nathusii (Nathusius's pipistrelle)
Lineage: Eukaryota; Metazoa; Chordata; Mammalia; Chiroptera; Vespertilionidae
Source: the annotation of a GenBank genome assembly